Molecule: messenger RNA, 1364 nt
Organism: Oldenlandia corymbosa var. corymbosa
Lineage: Eukaryota; Viridiplantae; Streptophyta; Magnoliopsida; Gentianales; Rubiaceae
Source: the annotation of a GenBank genome assembly
UUCAAACUGGAUAAUAAUUUUGGGAUAGAGGGAAUAAUAUUUUAUCAGUCCCAAAAUUAUUAUCUAGUCUAGAUUUUUAUGAUUAUACAAAACUACAAAUUGCCAGUUCUUCUCAAUUCUUAUUUUGUCCUAAUCCCACACGAGAACCCCAGACCCUUCCCAAACGGCCAAACCUCCGUUGUCCACCGGUUCCCUCUCGUCGCCGGUUCUCCCACCCGGCCCCCGGUCAGAUUUGCAGCCCACCGGAUUCCUCCCUGCCCGACCGAUCUUUUUCAGCACACCACCAUCCUGAUGGACGAUAUCUCAAGCGAAGAAGAUGACACCACCUCCACCGAAGAAGAAGAGGAAGAUGUCGACGAAGAAGCAUCUCGGAGGGAUACAAUGAAAUGCGUUUCCUGUAAGGAAGAUUAUGGAUCGUGUGACGCCGGCACUUGCAGAGAGUGUUAUGAAGAGGCUAGCGAGACUGAGGAGGAGCUCAAGCGAGAGAUUGAAGAGUUGAAGUCUAAAAUAAACUUCCUCCGCUUCUCUUUGGGUUCCCCUCCCCGUUCUCACUCAUCUCCUCCUUUCUCCGACGUCGUAUUAGUGGCCUCCGAUGAUAGUUUUACUUCGAGUCAGCCUGUGUUGGUACCCGCCCACCGUGCUGUUCUGGCAUGUCGUUCCCCAGUAUUCAGAGCUAUGCUGGAAAAUAAAAUGGAGGAAAGCAUCAGUGGAACUAUUAAAAUUGGUGAUGUGUCUUAUGAUGUCCUUCGAAUUUUUGUCAACUAUUUAUACACGGCAGAGGCUUGUCUGGACGAGAAUGUGGCUUACGAUCUCCUGGUAUUGGCUGACAAAUACCAAGUCAAGCAUUUGAAGACUUAUUGUGAGAAGUAUUUGAUGUCCAACUUGACUUGGGAAAACUCAAUCCCAACCUACGCAUUUGCUCAUCAACACAAUGCCAAGACCUUGCUUGACGCCGCCUUGUCGUUGAUCAUGGAUAACAUGGACCAACUAUCGAGGAGGGCAGAGUAUGCUGAACUUGUUGAAAAGGAUCCCCGAAUGAUUGUUGAGAUAUAUGAAACUUAUCUAUCGAGACAAGUCAAUACUGCAGCAAUUUCAGAUCCCAUUAAAAAGCCAUAGGUGUUUUCUUGACUUGUGGCUGAACCAAUAACAGAAUUAACGUAGGAAACUAGAUUAGUCAUUACAGUAAAUCAGCUUCAGUUGUAAAUUGCUAAUGAGAUGGUUACUUUCGCUUCAUUUGGUCAUUCUUCUCUCUGGUUUUUUGUUGGUCAUUCAAGCAUGACUGUUUCAUAAACAGAGCACUUUUACUUUCUUAAUCAUAGGCAUAUCUGUGCCAGAGAAUGAAGAUUAUGAAAAGCAAUUUCAUC